UCUGACAUCCAGCCGUACCGGGCCAUUAAAUGCGGUACCCGCUUGGAAGUGGUCGGUUCAAGGCAGGAAAGAUAGGAUGCGAACAAACAAAGAAGCAGACAGCACAGACAAUGGGGUGAACAUUAUGUUUUUCCACAGAUAUAGAGGACCGUGAUAAGACUGGUUGGAUUCUAUUGUUAGAUGAAAUUGUCUCCAUCGCUCUAUCUGCGUGCAGCAGUCAAGCAGAAUCGCCCACCACCCGCGCGCUAUUCCUCCCUUCUUAAGGCUGGUGUGCAAGCUGCUGCGCCUGACUCUUAUUUUAUUUUUAAUAACCUGAAGCCCUUGGAGAAACAACUUGGAUAAGAGCAUUGGGAAAACAGCGGGGAGAGGCGCUCAUUCAUCAAGAAGCGGCGGAGGGACGCUGUGGUGUAUGCCGGAGAGGAGGAGGUGCGGCAGGGGAAUCUUAAAUAAUCCGCAGGGUUGAAAACUGGGGAUGGCCGCGAGUGAGCAACGUGUGAUUAGAAGAGGGAACGGCUCUUCAGUUUUUCGGAGGAUUUGGUGAUGUGGACUAAAGGCGUCAGGGUUCACAGCCAGUCGAUUGCAGUCUUGACAGAAGCAGUAUCAACAUGAGGAAGAGGAGGUACGCUGCACUGCACAUCUCGUUAGAGGAGUUGACCCAUAUCUUGUCCUGAAAGAGGAACGACAUCAUACCGAUGACCAGUUUAUCCAAAAUCCCAAAUCUUUUAAAAUUUCCAGUAGACAUAAUUGCCUUCUCAGUGCUACCAGGAGCACUUUUGACCUGCACCACAUGAAGUCCCAAAGACUUCCACCAGACAUUGCACCCCAUCUGCUAGCUCAAAUUAUUAGUUUUUGGCAAACACAUGUUUAAGGUGAUUCUGUGUGACUACCACAGCCGCCCCCGCCCAUUCUCGAGCAGCAGCCCACAGCAAUCACAACCUGCACCAUGCAGUGGAGACGGAGAUAUUGCUGUCCCGUCAAGAUGACGUGGACCGCCAAGCGCUCGCUGUUUCGGACCCAAGUGGCGGGCCUUGUCUCAAUGGCGCUGCUCUUCACCCUCUUCUCAUUUUUCAGUCGGCAGGACUGGCUGCCUGGUCGUACUGGGCCACGGGAAAAUCCGCUGGCCUACACUGUCAAGGGUUUCCGCAAUCCCAAGGGGGAAGCCAACCAGAGUAGCUCCCUUAGAAGCCUUUGGCAGGAGACAGGUAUUGUAGCACCAAAGCCUCUGCUCAAUGUCAGUUCGCAGCAAGUGGAAGGAGCAGCCGGGGAGGCAGCAGGUGGACCUGGCGGAGCAUCGGGUGUCCGACCGGCUGUAAUGGGACUUGGUGACUCCAUGAGCACUAACAACAGUUUACAGAAGGAAAUGGGCGUUGGUGGAAAGCUCAGUGCUCAGCCCUACCGUUACAUCCUGAACCAGCCUUUCAAGUGCAGCGACAGCACACCAUUUCUUGUCCUACUCAUUGCUGCUGAACCUAGCCAGGUUGAUGCUCGUAAUGCCAUCCGUCACACGUGGGGCAAUGACAGUGUAGCAACGGGCCUUGGCUUUGUACGUCUCUUCUUGCUCGGCAUGGGAAAAAGCUCUGACACCUUUCUCCAGAGCAGUAUUGAGGAGGAGAGCCAUGUUUACCAUGACAUAAUCCAGCAGGACUUUCAGGACACAUAUUACAACCUAACUAUCAAAACGUUAAUGGCCAUGAACUGGGUGGCGACAUAUUGCCCACACGCCUCUUAUGUGAUGAAGACAGACAGCGACAUGUUUGUCAAUACAGAGUAUCUCAUUCAAAAGCUGCUUAAGCCUGAGCUACCUCCCAAGCAGAGGUAUUUUACAGGCUAUCUGAUGAGAGGUUACUCACCAAACCGAAAUAAGGAGAGCAAGUGGUACAUGCCACCCGAGCUGUACCCAAGUGAGCGUUACCCAACCUUCUGCUCUGGCACAGGGUAUGUGUUCUCAGGGGACAUGGCAGAACUGAUUUACCAGGCCUCUCUUAGCAUACGCAGGCUUCACCUUGAGGAUGUUUAUGUGGGAAUAUGCCUUGCAAAGUUGCGCAUCGACCCAACUCCGCCUCCCAAUGAAUUUCUCUUCAACCAUUGGAGAGUGUCUUAUUCCAGUUGUAAGUACAGCCACCUAAUCACCUCGCAUCAGUUCCACCCAAAUGAACUUAUCAAGUACUGGAACCACUUGCAGAGCAACAAGCACAAUGCCUGUACCAACAUGGCAAAGGAAAAGAAUGGCAGGUACAGGCAUCGAAGGUUCCAUGGAGAGCGACUUCCUUGAUAUCUUGUGGUGUAAGAGGUGUGCAUUCUAACAACUGGAGGACUUUUUGGCCUCUGCACAACUCACUAUAUAGAAAAAGCACAUUGUUUUGGGUAUUAUGUACAGUUGAUGUUUCAAAGUAUUUUUUGGGUGGGGCAGGGGAGCUCAAGUACUGUAUAAUGUGCUUCAACAUGGUGCAAUGACAGACACAUUUUGAGAUACGGAGCAUGGGGCCUGAUGCUUACGCUAAAAGUGUGCUUUGACAACGUCAAACGUUAAUAGUGUAUGCCACACAUUUGAAUCUAAUAAAAAGCUUCUGAUGAAACAAAUGUGUUUACACAAAGGGAACUGUACAUGUAUUUUGUUGAAAGUUAAACUACCUAAAUAUGAAUGAAAAUAUCUUUGGCAUUGACCACUUCUUCUGACUGCCUUCUGUGUUUCUGUUCAUAUUUACUUUCCAGAUUUAUCAAAUACCACAAAUUACAUUUGUUUAUCUGCUGUAUCCUGUAUUUUAUCUAAAAAAUAAACAUGAACGCACAUAAAAACGACUGAGAUUCUUUCUGUUCAAGCUUUACACUGAGUCAGAGGCAAACAUACAGGAUUCCAGCAGGGCCGAAAACCAAAAGUGUUUUUUUCCAUGUGGCAAUUUUUUUUUGCCAUGUGGCAAAAAUGUUUUUGCCAUGUGGCAAAAUGUUUUUGCCAUGUGGUAAUUUUUUUUUGCCAUGUGGCAAAAUGUUUUUGCCAUGUGGCAAAAUGUUUUUGCCAUGUGGCAAUUUUUUUUGGCAUGUGGCAAAAUGGAUUUUGCCAUGUGGCAUUUAUUUGGGGUAUGUGGCAAAAUGCAUUUUGGUUUGUGGGGGGGUAUAUGGCAUUUUUAGGGGGUAUAUGGCUGUUUUGCAGGCCAUACAAAUCCAUGCCAUUGACGGCUAUGCACGUCCAAAUUGUAUUUUCAUUUUAAAUGGCAGAAAAACAUGUGUGGCUGUGUUUUUUGACCCUACAAUUUACAUUAGAGCUUAUCGACAUUCAACUGGCACCCCAAGUAAGUCCAUGCCAUUGACGGCUAUGCACGUCCAAAUUGUAUUUUCAUUUUAAAUGGCAGAAAAACAUGUGUGGCUGUGUUUUUUGACCCUACACUUUACAUUAGAGCUUAUCGACAUUCAACUGGCACCCCAAGUAAGUCCAUGCCAUUGACGGCUAUGCACGUCCAAAUUGUAUUUUCAUUUUAAAUGGCAGAAAAACGUGUGGCUGUGUUUUUUGACCCUACACUUGACAUUACAGCUUAUCGACAUUCAACUGACACCCAAGUAAGGUUCUGCCAUUGACGGCUAUGCACGUCCAGAUUUCGGUGUCAGCUGUCUUUCUGCACUGAUGAAUCUUGGGUAUGCGGUCACCACGCUCGCGGUUUGACCAGAGGCGUAGCAAGGGUCCCCGGGGGCCCCAGGCAACAAGCAACAUGGGGCCCUUUUGAGUCACGUGACACAAAUACAUACUCGCGCAGUAUAAUGAACACAAAGGU
Messenger RNA from Corythoichthys intestinalis (scribbled pipefish), 3764 nucleotides. RefSeq names its product beta-1,3-galactosyltransferase 2-like. The coding region runs from base 944 to 2272 and encodes 442 amino acids. The transcript has 2 exons. Gene Ontology annotation, molecular function: N-acetyl-beta-D-glucosaminide beta-(1,3)-galactosyltransferase activity. The record is from RefSeq and is a predicted model, not a curated record. Gene Ontology annotation, cellular component: Golgi membrane. Lineage: Eukaryota; Metazoa; Chordata; Actinopteri; Syngnathiformes; Syngnathidae.